GGUCUACCUGGGUGCAGGUAAGGAGGUCUCCCUCCUCUUGGCAGCCGAAAGCCAGGAGUUCGAGAUAUGGUUCGGAACCAGGCGGCCCUAGGGGAAGAAAUGGCUGGGGCCGCGCUCCCGAUGGAACCGCUCCAGAAUCAGGCCCAGGAGCCGGAGAAGCUGGGCUCCCCGGAGCAGCAGGUCGCCGGGGAACAGCGGCCGGAGCCCCCGGAGAAGCCUGUUGGGGAUCCCCAGGGACCAAAAGAACCGGCAACUGUGGCGAGCCUGGCUCGAACCCGGGAUCCCUCCGGCGAGAAGACGCUGUCCCUGCGCCCCACCUUCCUCCGGGUACCCCAGCCGAGCUUGGGUUACGGCUCUUUCCGCUGUCGGGGAUCUGCGAGCUCUGAGCAGGUCCAGGGCCGCGGGGAUCGGGAAGGGGCCGUGGCCCUGGUCCCGGUCUCGGUCCCGGUCUCGGUCCCGGCAGAAGCGCAACCCCGGGAGGGCGAGACGUCCACCGUGGGCGCCGCGCGGGAGCCGGGCGAGGCGGGGUCGGGGGCCUGGGCGCCCGUGGAGCUGCAGGUAGACGUGCGAGUGAAACCCGUGGGUGCGGCGGUUUCGGGGCUCUCUCCCUCUCCGGUGCCCUCCACCCGCUUUUUCUCGGUAUCCGUGCCUGACUCUCCCGCCUUCUCGCGCCAUUCCUCCUUCUCUCGCUCCGGGGUGCCCCGGACCCCUUCCUCUGGGAGCACGUGGGGGGGAAGUCCGCACCCCCUUGUCGGCUGGGCCGAUCGGUAUCGGGAGCAGGAGGGGCGGGCAAGCCCGGGACCCGUGCAGUCCGGGGACUCUCCGUCGGGACUUCCCCGAUGUAGGUGCCGGGAGCUGGGGCUGGAGGACAAGGAAUGGGAGAAGCUACUGCCGGGAUCCGGGGCCGACGGAGACCAGCUACACCAAGUGAUCGCACGCAUAGGCCUGCCAACGUACAUGAAAUCCUUGCGCUGGGCUCUGGCUGUCCUGGCAGUGCUGCUGGCGGUGGCGGUGGUCACUAUUGUGGCCCUGGCUUCUCGAGUAGGAGCAAAGUGCAGACCUUGUCCAGAGGGCUGGAUAUGGUCAGAAGAACACUGUUACUACUAUUCUUUGGAGGUUCAAAGCUGGGAAGACAGCAAAGCUUUCUGCUCAGCCCACCAAGCGUCUCUCCCAAUAUUGAGCCAAACACAGGAUUUCCUAAGCAGAUACCCGAUCGAGAGAUUAUAUUGGGUGGGUCUACACCGAGGCCCUGAAGGGUGGCAAUGGAUCAAUGGGGCUCCGUUGCCCCCCCAGCUGCUCCUAAAUGAAGAUGAAGACAGCCCUCAGAACCAGAACUGUGGGGGAUUGGAAGAAGGGAAGCUCAAAGCUUUAGAAUGUGCCUCCUCUCGACCCUGGAUCUGUAUCAGGGAGGCCAAAUGAUCUGCUCACUCUUCAAGUCCAAAUCCACAAGAAGUGGGCCAGGAAGGCAUCAUGGUAUUACAUGGACAAGGUCAGAUCGUGUGCUGAGGGGGUUUACGGUUUCUCAAUAUAAAUAUUUCUGUGAAACUUUGGCCUAGGGCCCAGAGACAAACCCUGAAAAACACAAAUUAUUCAUAGAAAACUCAGGUAGUAGACCUUCAAUCCUCAGCCAAGGGGACCCUAUUUUAUGGGGUUAAAGAAAACUGGUUUGUAGCCUGUGGAAUCUUAACUCUAAUUUUAAUCCAGUUUCUGAAUUUUUCUCAGCUAGUGACUACUUAGCAUUUCUGGGUCUGGCUCCUGUUCCCCUUAUUUCCAGCAUCAUAUAUGUACAUAAUUGCUUUAUUUUACUUACCAAGGGAUAAGGAGCAUUAAGAAGCCAAAUUCCUAUGCUGGUUGAACUGCCAGUUUUCAUUACAGUACACUGAACAACAGAUAAUGUCUAAAUUGCUUUGUUACAGUGAGUUAUAGUGGCUGGCUACAUUGUUAGACAUUGUAUUUCAAGUCUGAAGGGGUUACAGAUGAAUUCUAAACCCAGUUGGGAAAGAGAAUACAACUUCAGGUGGGCUAUGGAAAAGGAUGAAACUUAGUACAUAAAUGAGUGUUUAUUAGAAAUCACAGUUACUAACCAUGGAGAGCUAGAUGGUGCAGUGGAUAAAGCACCAGCACUGGAAUCCAGAGGACCAGAGUUCAAAUCCAACUUCAGAUCCUAGACAUUUACUGUGGGACUCCGGGCAAAUCACUUAACCCUAAUUGUCUUGCUCCCUCCCUUUCCUUCCUCUUUCCUUUUCCCUACCCCCAAAAAAGAGACCAAGGUAACCAGGAAGACCAACAGGAUUGCUAAGUAGAUGCUGGAGGCAAUCUCUAAAGCAGUGAUUCUUAUCAUAGGAAAAUACUUGUCAUCUUGUAAAACUUGCUGUUAUAAGU
This is a messenger RNA of Sarcophilus harrisii (Tasmanian devil), 2382 nucleotides long. RefSeq names its product killer cell lectin like receptor G2 (gene KLRG2). The coding region runs from base 67 to 1419 and encodes 450 amino acids. The record is from RefSeq and is a predicted model, not a curated record. The transcript has 5 exons. Lineage: Eukaryota; Metazoa; Chordata; Mammalia; Dasyuromorphia; Dasyuridae.